CAUGGGACACGCCCCCCCAGGAAGCGACCUGACCUGCACAUGUAGUCUAAUCUAUCUCUCUCUCUCUGUGUGUGUGUCUGUGAGCGCCCGCGUGUGUGUGUGUGUGUGUGUGUGUGUCCGCCAUGUCCGCACUCAGAAGCUGUUUGCGGCUGCUCGUGCUCGCCGCAGUCUCCGUCCUGGUCGUGCUGCUGCUGCGACACUGGAUCGCCACCAAACAACACGUGUUCGACAGGGAGGAGAUCGCCAAAUUGGCCAAACAAUACUCAGGACAGGAUCAUGAGCAGGCCUUCUCCAAAGUGGUGGUGGAGCUCAGGAAGAGGUAUCCUGGCCACAUCCUGCCGGACGAGGACCUGCAGUGGGUGUUUGUGAACGCUGGCGGUUGGAUGGGCUCCAUGUGUCUGCUCCACGCUUCACUCACAGAGUACCUGCUCCUGUUUGGUACCGCGGUCGACACAGGAGGACACUCAGGUCGUUACUGGGCAGAGAUUUCUGACACCAUCAUCUCCGGCAACUUCAGACAAUGGAAGGAGGGGACAACCAAGAGUGAAAUGUACUACCCGGGUGACACCAUCGUUCACGAGGUCGGCGAGGCCACGUCAGUCCAGUGGGGCGCCGGGACGUGGAUGGUGGAAUACGGCCGAGGCUUCAUCCCGUCCACGCUGGGAUUCGCUCUGGCUGACACGCUGUUCAGCACCCAGGACUUCCUCACAAUGUUCUACACUGUCCGUGUCUAUGCCAAGGGUUUGCUGCUGGAGGCCAGUACGCUACUUACAGAGGCAGGAGUUUUCUAAGAGAGGAACCCCACAGGGACAACUCCUAAAGAUCACUGUGUCAAGCUGCUCUGUAGACAACCUACGAAAUUGUAGACAAUCCAAAGUCGCUGCAGCACAAAUGAUUCCGUCGUCCUUCUCCCCUCUUGAAGGAAGAGAAGGUCUUUUGUCUAAACAUUAGCACUGUGACGUCAAACUUCUCUAAAAAGGUAAUUCUAAAUCUAAUCUGUCACAUAGAAUCCCUUAGUGAUCGACAUUAUCUUCCUCUGCACGACAAACAUUCCCCUGAGAGCUCAAACUGCCGACAUACUUGGUAAAGUCCUAAUACCCAUUAAAAAUACAUUAUUUUAGAAUCUGACGUCAGGAUUUAAAGCCUUAACAACUUAGACAAUGUAUGUAACCAUGUUUCUGAGCAACAUGUAGAAGAAACUAAAUAUCUGUAACUGUUGUUCAUCUUUGCCCAUUUAGGCCCCAAAUACUCACAUGCAAUAAUUAAUUUGGCUUUUAAAACAAAUGCAAAACACAUGAUGCAAAGCCAAAGACACUAUUUUCUUAGUAAAUACCUGUUUCAUGUUUAUAUGCAAAAGGAUUCUCAGUAAAUGGUGAACUUUUGUGAUUCUAGUUGUAUUAGGAUCAUAUCCUGAUUUUCUGCUGAUCUGUUAGUACCAUAUAUUCACUAUUUCAGAGUCUCCACUGCGCAGCAAUAGAUUUAUAAUAUUUGUCCUUUUCUCACAAUCUCAGCCAAAAACUUGUAAUUUGUAACUGUAAUGCACUACAUUCACAUCACAUAUUAUUCAUACUAUGUCGUACAGUUAGAAACAUACAUGUUCUAGAGCCCUUUAAAAUGUUAACGUGGUUCUUUGUCUGAAAAUAUUGAGAAACAAACAAAGUAUUCUAGAGCUUCUGUGGAAUAUGUAAUUCAUUCACAAAGUGGUUUUAUGAGUUUAAAUAGACUAUAACUGUGGAGACCAAGUUCAUUCAAUGUUUUGUUAGAUAGAGACAAAGCACUUAAAGAAUCCUGAAAAAGAGAAGGGUUAGGAUAGAUGAUUUCCUGUCCCCCAUUUAUCCAAUCGUCUGAUUCAUAACAUCUGUGAAACAUGUCAAGUGCAGUCAACUCUCUCCCCAGUCAUCAGGAGCCUGGUCCUAAUAACCAGAUUUAACAAAUGGCUGCCGAUUAACGACUUAGCUUGAAUGAGUCUCAGUUUCUGACCGAGCUUCAAGGGGAGGUCUGGAAUUUUGCAACUUGCCCAAGAGGGGGUAGAAAAACAAAACACUAAUCACAGCCUCUUCACUAAUCUCCACUUUUUAAUAUUACAAUGAGCAGGAAUGGAAAUCUAAAAUGUAUAUUAUACUUAACUGGAGUCAACAAGUAAGAUUUUCCUAAAACCUCUUUGUACCUGACAUGCUGACGACCGGAUGUGCAAUUCACUGUUAAGAUGGAAACUGACUGUGGCAGAUGAAAUAAAUAUUUCUGGAGGAAAACAA
Pleuronectes platessa (European plaice) is the source of this 2255-nucleotide messenger RNA. It is a transcript of the gene sigmar1, whose product is annotated as sigma non-opioid intracellular receptor 1. Bases 123 to 791 code for a protein of 222 amino acids. The transcript is spliced from 5 exons. The record is from RefSeq and is a predicted model, not a curated record. NCBI's taxonomy places the organism in Eukaryota, Metazoa, Chordata, Actinopteri, Pleuronectiformes, Pleuronectidae. Gene Ontology annotation, cellular component: endoplasmic reticulum.